GCUGACCUCUUGCAUUCCCAUGGCACCCGCGGGCUGCUCAAAUGUCAUGAUGCCGACGCGGAAACGAGGCUUGUCCGAACGAAGCAGACUUGGCGACAUUCGUCCCAUUUGGUCGCUGGCACAAGAAGCUGCUGUGCCCAACUUUACAGCACAUACAGAGCUCACACACAGGAUAGAGACAUACUGUCGCCUGGUUGCAGUAGAGCAGAGAACGUGUCAGCGUCGGUGAGACCGAAACUUCUCCCAGCCAACAACAUUUCGAGAUGCUGGCAGGACAUGCGGCCGAUGCCCCGGCACCGUCUCGCCGGCGGCGACAGUCUUUGUACAUGAGACUUCAAGCGGACGAGAAGGAAGGCGAGGAGGUUUCUGUGAGGUCCUUGUUGGAUACGCUGAAGAGCCAAGUCCUGCUCGUGCUGACGAGCUUCUACAAAGACUUCACGACUUCAUAUCAACAUCGCAUCGAUUUGCGCGAUGAUAUAGCAUCUGUACGCGACCAGCUGGAGGAGAUGGGGCCGCCUGAGAAGACUAACCUGCAUGCAAAACGAGAAAACGAGCUGAUGGGAGAUACAAUCACAUUCUUGGAGGCUCUGACGAAAAUACAUGCAGAGAUUCAAGGCAUGGAUCAGCUUGUCGAUACGGGCGAGUUUGUCAGCGCGGCCGACUCGAUAGUAGAGAUGACCAGAUUGCUGGAGACCGUUGAUCGGUUCGCAAAAAGAUGCGGUUGUCCGCCUGAUAUCGUGAAAGCAGUGAAGAUGCAAGUCAUCUCAAAAAGCUCACAUCUUCAACAAAAGUUGCAAGAGCUGUUCGUAGCCGCCUUUGUCUUGACUAGUGGGGCCGAUGGUUGCGAGUUGCGAGCUGCCACUCGCUUGCUCGCUACAAUUGGACAGAACUACUUCGACAGUCCAAUAAAGUCAUACGAUGUCCUCGUGGCUAUGGAGCGGAUGGGCACUUUGGACUCUGCAAUACGGCGGUUGUCGAAGCGGCUCAUCUCAACGAUUGUUACCCACAUCAUCAAUCAUCCAUCCGAAGACAUCAAUGUGACGCGGACAAGGAUAGCGUUGAGCAUUCGGGUGGGAUUCACGCCGAAAUCUUUACAUGAGGUAGACACUAAACAUGAUCGAAAAACCGUAUCCAGAAUACUAGCCAGCGUGCUGAAACUGGCCCAAGCACUGAAAGAGGACGUGUUGAGCGCUCCGCUUUCAUCCGAGCACUCAUAUGAUGCCUUUCGGGUGUUUGCCAAGAUAUGGGGGCAUGAUUUAUGCGACGAGCUGGUCCGUUCCUGCCUUACCAGGUCAAUACCUGAUAACCAGGCCGCAUUUGAUGAAUAUGCUACUUUGGUGGAGGAUGUUCAGGGUUUUGAUCAGGGAAUGAGGAAUCUAGGCUACUUUGAGGACGAUAAGAACCCGCUCGUACAGUUUGUUGCUAAAAUCCAGCGACACUAUGCACAUAAACAACGGUCCGAGCUUUUGGUUCUGGUACGAGACGUGCUAGAGAGUGAUGAUCGGAAUACGGUCCAGGUUCCCGGCCCAUUGGAGAAAGAUAUCUUUGCGACAACGUCCGAGACGAAGGCAGCCAAAGAACAAACAAGCGGUAGCAAUCCGAACGGCAAAGGAGGCCAGAAAGAUGGACUUGAGAUUCCUGAUAUGGAUUUCAAGUUCCCUACCUGCCACGUGAGCGUUCAAGCGCAGACAAUCGUCGAGCUCGCAAUCCAGACUCUCGAGGAGGUCACUGAUGCGCCGGAUGCUGCCAAACUGAACGCCUUCUACUGCGCCCGAGAUAUCUUCGACGCUUAUCGUGCCAUUUUGCCCGUGCAUCACGCCGACUCGCUCGAAAACGAUCCGGGGAGGACCAUGCUGUUCCACAACGACUGCGAGUACAUAUCCUUCCAUCUGUUGAUCCUGGGAUACAGGUACCAUAAGAACCUGCCGUACCCGUUGACGGAGAUGGGGACCUUUGUGGAUCUUGUGCCGAGCUUUAGGAAGAUGGGCGAGGGGUAUUUCAGGAACCAGAUGCGAAAACAACGAGACAUACUGCUUGCCAAAGUGGCCGACGCGCAAGGAUUCCACAACCUCGGCGACGACGAACGUUGUGAAACCGUUGAAGAAGCCAUCAAGGCCACUCUGUACCAUCUGCAAACGCUAUCCAAAGCCUGGAAGCCAAUCAUGGCCAGUCGUCUCUACUUCCAAUCCAUCGGCCUGCUCCUCAACGUCCUCCUGCACGGUCUCCUCAAAGAACUAGCCAAACUCUCAUAUCCCCAGUCUUCAACUUCACCAUCAUCAGCGGAUACGAAAGCAAACGACGAUGCUCCGGAGGUUGCGUGGACAAGACAGGAAGCCCAUCAGCUGCGAUACCUGCUAUCGCUAAUUGACAAGACCGAACAGUAUUUUGAGACUGUUUCAGGGGCGGGGAAGGCGAAGACGGUUGAGAAGGCGCCUAUCCCGAAAUACGUCCCGCUCUGGGAACCCACCCGCGAGAUUGUGCAGCUCUUGGACACGCAACCCGCGGCGACCGUGCUGCAACGCGUGACAGCAGCACUGCAGGCCGCGGGAGCGACGUUGGAAAUGAGUUGAAGUGCAUGUAACUGACAUGUAGCAGACGUAGUAUUAGGACUCCAUGACAACCACACCCUUUGAGGUGUCGGGAUUUCCGCCACUUCGCCCCUCCGAAUCUGGGGAC
Messenger RNA from Fimicolochytrium jonesii, 2676 nucleotides. Its product is annotated as Centromere/kinetochore Zw10-domain-containing protein. The transcript is spliced from 15 exons. Gene Ontology annotation, cellular component: RZZ complex. NCBI's taxonomy places the organism in Eukaryota, Fungi, Chytridiomycota, Chytridiomycetes, Spizellomycetales, Powellomycetaceae. Gene Ontology annotation, biological process: mitotic spindle assembly checkpoint signaling; endoplasmic reticulum to Golgi vesicle-mediated transport. The coding region runs from base 264 to 2570 and encodes 768 amino acids. The record is from RefSeq and is a predicted model, not a curated record.